Molecule: messenger RNA, 545 nt
Organism: Habropoda laboriosa
Lineage: Eukaryota; Metazoa; Arthropoda; Insecta; Hymenoptera; Apidae
Product: protein SREK1IP1-like
Exons: 2
Coding region: 81-545 (154 amino acids)
Molecular function (GO): nucleic acid binding; zinc ion binding
Source: RefSeq, a predicted model, not a curated record
UUGAAUAUGUACAGUUAUUAAAGAACAAUAAUAGAGACUGACAAGUUUAAGUAUAAAUGGACAUUUCGAAAAUUUAAGUCAUGGAUCCAGAGUUCCUUUCUAGAUUAAUUCCACAAAAUAAGGAGCAUGUACGACCAGCAUGCAAGAAAUGUGGAUAUGCUGGACACCUUACAUAUCAAUGUCGUAAUUUUAUAAAAGUAGACCCAAACAAAGAGAUUGUUUUAGAUGUUAGUAGUACAAGUUCUGAUAGUGAUGAAAAUUAUGUUACUCCUUUAACUGAAUUACGAGAAAAGGAAUUGAAAAAGAAGCUUCAAGAAGCCAAAAAGAAACACAAAGAAAAGAAAAGUAAGAAGAAAUCUAAAAAGCGUAAAAAGUCAGAAGUAAGUGACAGUGAAACAGAAACAGAAGUUUCCAGUGAAGAAGAAGAAGAAGAAGAAAAGAAACAUAAACAUAAAAAGAAGAAAAAGAAAUCAAAACAUAAGAAACAUAAAAAACAUAAAAAAGACAAUUCAUCAGACAGUGACUGUGAUGACAAGAAAAGAUAG